Molecule: messenger RNA, 1464 nt
Organism: Lathyrus sativus (Indian pea)
Lineage: Eukaryota; Viridiplantae; Streptophyta; Magnoliopsida; Fabales; Fabaceae
Source: the annotation of a GenBank genome assembly
AUGAAGCAUCUUCACCCUCCUCCUUGUAUAACAUGGUCUUCAUCCAUUUCCUCCACAGCACCCCUAACCUGUUCGACGAAAUUCCUAAACGAAAACCAUCAAAAAUUUUCAAAGCCACUUCCUUCUUUUCGUAUCCAGUCAUUGAAGCGGUCUUCCAAGCCUUUAUCUCAAGGGCUUCAGAAGGAUCCUAACAAGGAUUUGUCACGCAUUCUUCGAACUGAAGCGGCUAUCAAAGGUGUAGAAAACAAAGCCAAGUCAUGGAAACAUAAACAACUCUUGCCUAAGGCUGUUCUUGAAGCAUUGGAUGAUGCCAUUAAAAGGUGUCAGUGGCAUAAUGCUCUCAUGAUUUUCGAACUUCUUCGAAAUCAAUAUUGGUAUGAACCGAGAUGCCAAACUUAUACAAAGUUGUUGAUGAUGCUUAGCAAGUGCAAACAGCCUAAAGAGGCUAGUCAGCUCUUUGAGACCAUGUUGUUUGAAGGGCUUAAACCUACUGUUGAUGUCUUCACUGCUCUUGUAAGUGUUUACGGUCAAAGUGGUCUCUUUCGUCACGCAUUUUCUAUUGUUGAAGAUAUGAAAUCAGUUGCUGAUUGCACACCAGAUGUUUAUACAUUCUCUGUUCUUAUAAGUUGCUGUGCAAAAUUUCGUCGAUUUGAUUUAAUUGAACGAGUUCUUGCGGAUAUGUCAUAUUUGGGCAUUGAAUGCAACAAUGUGACGUAUAAUUCAAUAAUCGACGGAUAUGGUAAGGCUGGCAUGUUUGAGAAGAUGGAGAAUUCAUUGAUAGAUAUGAUUGAAAAUGAAAACUGUCAACCCGAUGUUUUCACGCUGAAUUCUUUGAUAGGAUCAUAUGGAAAUGGUGGGAAAAUUGAUGAGAUGGAGAAGUGGUAUGAUGAAUUUCAACUAAUGGGCAUAAAGCCUGACAUAAAGACAUUCAACAUGAUGAUAAAGUCAUAUGGCAAAGCAGGCAUUUACGAUAAGAUGAAGACCGUGAUGGAUUUCAUGGAGAGGAGGUUUUUCACUCCGACAAUUGUGACAUAUAAUACUGUCGUUGAAGUUUAUGGAAAAGCCGGAGAAAUUAAGAAGAUGGAUGAACACUUUAAGAAAAUGAAGCAUAUAGGGAUGAAACCUAAUUGUGUAACGUAUUGCUCGCUUGUCAGUGCGUAUAGCAAAGCUGGGCUUAUUGACAAAGUUGACUCAAUCUUGAGGCAUGUAGAAAAUUCUGAUGUUGUUUUGGACACUCCCUUCUUUAAUUGCAUAAUUAGUGCUUAUGGUCAAGCUGGCGACUUAAAAAAGAUGGGCGAGUUAUUCUUGUCAAUGAGAGAAAGAAAAUGCAAGCCUAAUAAAGCCACCUUUGCGUGCAUGAUCCAGGCUUACAACUCCCAAGGCAUGACUGAGGAUGCUAAAAAAUUGGAGGAAAUGAUGAUUACUGCCAAAGAUAGCUUAGAUACUAAGUUGAUUGGAUGCUAG